Molecule: messenger RNA, 2698 nt
Organism: Ciona intestinalis (vase tunicate)
Lineage: Eukaryota; Metazoa; Chordata; Ascidiacea; Phlebobranchia; Cionidae
Source: RefSeq, a predicted model, not a curated record
UGGCAUCUGAUUUAGUAAAAAGUCACGUUGUUGGCAUGGAAGUUUUUGACGCGCAAAAUUUUUGCAAAACAUAUGAAAUAAAAAUUAUUUUACAACGUUCAAAUGGAUUCUAACGAGAAACGGCUUUUGCUGAAGCAAACUAUUAAUUCGGUGACGGGUAAAGCGGAAUGGGAACCUGAAAAUUUGGACGAACACGACUAUUUUACAGACAUUGCAAGAUCUUCAUACGCUGAUAUGCUACACGACACUGAACGUAACAAGAUGUAUUAUGAUGCAAUAAAACUAGCUGUGUCGGAAAUGCACAAGCGGGGAAAAGUUGCGAAAGUUUUGGACAUUGGAACCGGCACAGGCUUACUAUCUAUGAUGGCAGCAACUGCUGGAGCUGAGAUUAUAACAGCUAUUGAAGUGUUUUCCCCCAUGGCGAAAGUCGCCGAAAUGGUAACAAAAGAAAACGGUUUCGAAAAAAUCCAAAUCAUCAACAAACAUUCAACGGAAGUUAAACUUGGGGAAGAUAUAAAAGAAAAGGCCAAUAUUCUGAUAACUGAAUUAUUUGACACCGAACUUAUUGGAGAAGGUGCUUUAAAUGCUUAUCAUCACGCUCUCCAUAACUUAAUGGAGGAAAACUGCAUUGCUGUUCCACAUAAAGCAACUACAUUUGUUCAAAUUGUUGAAUCUAAAAAGAUGUUAAAAUGGCACCAACUUUUUCCAAUCAAAAUCGGGAAAAAUAUUGAAAUUGAACCAAACCCUGAGUUAGUAUGUGGCAGUGGUGUACCUGCUGUACAUGAUAUACAACUCACUCAGUUUCCAACCGAUGAGUUCAAGGCUUUGAGCAAACCAACGUCGGUGUUUGAGUUCGAGUGGGGAAGCAAAGCCCUUAAGAAUGAACCGAGAUCAAAAAUGGCGAAAGUGAUGUCUACUGCAUCUGGGACCGCACAGGUGGUUCUUUCAUGGUGGGAUUUACAAAUGGAUCAAACUGGAAACAUAAUGUUAAGCACAGCACCAAUAUGGUGUCACCCCACGUCACAUAAUAUGCAAUGGAGAGAUCACUGGAUACAAAGUGUUUAUUUUCUACCUAAUCAAAUGCAUUACAACAAGGAUGAUAUCAUCAAGUUAAAGGCUUUUCACGACGAGUACUCAUUAUGGUUUAAUAUUGAUGAUUGUGAUGUCAUAAACAAACAAUGCAGUCGACCUCUAUGUGAUUAUCCACCUCGUAUGUUGUGGAGUCGACCCCGGUUAGGGAUGCUGAAUGAUAAACAUAGAAAUAAUAUAUUAGUCGAUGCGCUGCAGUGGUUAGAUGUCCGAGGAAAUAUUUUAUGCUUGAGCGAUUUUAGUUUGUUGCCUUUGUUUGCGGCACAAACGUGGAAAGAAUCGAAAACAAUCGCGCUGGAAAAAUCUGCAAUCGCUCAAAGAGGAUUGUAUGAAUUGGUGAAUUUUAAUAAAAUAGAUAAUGUGAAAGUUAUUAGGUAUGAAGCAGAUGAUAUCUCUAAGUGUUUGGAUAAUGCUAAGAUAGCAUUAUUCGCCGGCGAACCUUUUUUCGCAUCGUCAUAUCUGCCUUGGCACGACUUGCAUUUUUGGUAUGCCAGGUCGCAGCUGGAUGGCAACCUUUCACCUGGAUGUAAAGUGUUUCCUUGUAAAGCUUAUCUGUGCAUAGCUGCUGUUGAGUUCUCUGAUUUAUGGAAGAUAAGAGCACCUGUUGGGGAAGUGGAAGGAUUCCCUAUUUCAACCAUGGAUAAAAUGAUCAAUGAAGCUCUGGAGAAAAAGGAGUUUCAUGAACCUGAACCUCACGCCUUAUGGGAAUACCCGAAUACUAUGAUCACUAAGCCUGUAAGAGUAAUGUGCUUUGAUUUUGAGCAAUGCGUUCCGGAUAAGGUGAUAUCAUCCGUUGGAAAGCUGCCCUUAUUAACUGAUAGCAUUGCCCAAGUUUGCCAUGGUAUUGUGUUAUGGAUGGAGUAUCAGCUCACACCUAAUACUCAACACUGUAUAACCACUGGUAUGCUGCCUGCAAGUUUAGAUGGGGAAUUCAAUGUAGAUCAUUCAGCACCAAAGUGGAGCAUGCACCACAGACAAGCUGUGUUCUUUCUAAGAGAAUCUAUUAAAUUAUGCAAUGCUAAAACUGUUAAUUAUGAUUUAGAGUUCAAACCUGAAUCAGGAAAUAUUAAUAUGAAGUAUGAUCUCCAGUAGGUCAUUUAUCUCUAUUAUAAAGGGAUUAAGCUAUUUAUUUCAAACAUUCAAUAACUAUACAGCUGUUUUAAGGUAAUGGGCCAACUCUUGCCCGAAUCCAAGGUCCCAUGGUGUGCCUAACCUCACCCAUAUACAAUAAAAUAUCCCUGUUUUGAUUGUUGCUAUUUGUUGUUCUUAAUUAUUAGAGCAAUAUCAUUGCCUGUUGCUGUUAUUGCAUAAAGAUUGGAAAGAUGAAUUUUCAAAAUAUAAUUUUUGUCUCCAGGCAUACAUGCCUGCUUGUGAUGCUCUCUUGCCUGAUUUCCUGUAUUAUUAAAUUAUUACCCAAUAUCAUCUAAGUCGCAAAUGUAACAAUCAUUGUACCAAUGUUUUCUUUUUAUGCAAUAAGUUCUAUAUGACUAUAGUCUAUUUUCCAUGCAUUACGUAAUGUGUGACAUUUGUUCGAACCACCACCAAACAUUUUAUAAGAGUGGACGCGUGGUAAAGACCCCAACGUGGAAUAAAUUUUCAAAAUAAACCU